This is a messenger RNA of Papilio polytes (common Mormon), 5120 nucleotides long. Its product is annotated as sodium/hydrogen exchanger 8-like. Gene Ontology annotation, molecular function: voltage-gated sodium channel activity; sodium:proton antiporter activity. The transcript has 22 exons. Bases 86 to 4045 code for a protein of 1319 amino acids. The record is from RefSeq and is a predicted model, not a curated record. Gene Ontology annotation, cellular component: plasma membrane; voltage-gated sodium channel complex. Gene Ontology annotation, biological process: proton transmembrane transport. Lineage: Eukaryota; Metazoa; Arthropoda; Insecta; Lepidoptera; Papilionidae.
GAUAUAGAGUACCGUCCAAUAAAAAUAUUGGCUAUAGACAAUUAAAAUUUAUUUUAAUAAACCAAUUGGUUAAAUCUAUAAGGCCAUGCUAGUCAUUAACAAAAUGAUGUUUGUAAUGAAAUUUAUAAUUUUCUCUGUAUAUUUAACGUUUGUGCAAAGUUUAAAAGGAACUAAUGUGACGAUUUUACAAAGGAAACCUAACAAUAGCGAUAUUCUUUUCGAAGAUCCGACACGUCCAAGUCUAUCAUAUCCUACAUCUUUGGCUUUUCUUUUUAUCUUCACGACUUUAUUAGUAGGUGUGGUAGUCAGGGCGGUUAUGCUAUGGACCAGUACCGUACUUCCUUAUAGAGUAAUCAUGUUUUCUUUAGGCGGUAUCGCUGGCUUCUGUGCGAAUAGAUACCCGUCUUUCAAACCUUACGUAGAAAUCUGUUAUACAGACAUAGAUAUAAUUUUGAUAGUUUUCCUUCCAGUUCUUAUGUUCAGUACAUCCUAUGCAGUCGAUUCUCAUUCCUUCUGGAAAAGUUUCCCACAGAUUCUAUUAGUAGGUACACUCGGUACGUUAUUAACAUCAUUAAUGUUGGCUUUCAUGGCUUAUUAUCUGAUUGAAUCGUCAUGGAAUUUUACAACUGCUGUACUGUUCGGUGUAGUCUGUGCCCCGAUUUAUCCAACUGAGGUUGUUAAACGGUUGAAAGAGAUGUCACGUGGGAAAUAUAUAAGUGUGCUGCUGUUGGGGGAAGGUUUGAUUGGUGAUGCGACAGCUAUGAUCGAGUUUACAGCUGUUUUUGGUUAUUUAGCUAUGGCUAUAAGUGAAGCAUCUCAGAUAGCGAUGCUUUUAAUAAGAUAUGCUGGAGGGGGAAUACUAUUGGGUGUAAUCACCGGCAGGAUUAUAGCUGGUUUACUCUCUAUAACUUAUAACGAUUUAUUAUGUGCGGUAACAGUUACUUUAGCGGGUGCAUAUUUAACAUACUACGUUGGGGAGAAGUUCUUUUACGUGUCUGGUUUACUGGGGACUGUGAUAGCAGGUGUUAUUGUCAGUAGAAGAAAAUCAACGGUAGCUGGAGAUGUGGAGCAAGUUGUGGCACAUUUCUGGAACAUUCUAUCCCAUGCGUCGAACACUUUGGUCUUCACUAUGGUUGGAGUUGUUAUAUUCGAGAAGGUCAGCUAUGUGAUGAGUGUACGGCAAGUUUCUUUGAUCUUCGUAACGUAUUCGACUGUCUACUGUUCGAGGCUGAUGGUAUAUUCAGCAAUGACGCCGAUUUUAAGGCACAUUGGUUAUGGAAUAUCGUGGCAACACUCGAUGGCUUGUGUGUGGGGAGGGUUGAGAGGACCACUCUCUUUGUGUUUGGCGUUGAUUGUGCUACAAACUCCUGGAGUAGCAGAUGCUGGAGAGAUAUUUAUCAUACAAACAGCAGGACUUGUGUUAUUGUCCUUACUCAUUAAUGCUAUAACAAUGGGAAAAGUCCUUAAAAUCUUAGGCUUGGCCGAGAUAUCCCUUGCUAAGAAAGCUAAUAUGACGAACUGUGUGAAACGAAUCAUGUUGACGAGAGAUCGUUGCAUUUCAAUGCUGAAGAUGGAUAAGUUUCUAGCAGACGCUAAUUGGGAUCUUGUACAAGCAGGUACCACAAUAAAACAUCCAUAUCAAAUACAAAUGUCUAAACGUGAUGAUGAUUAUGAAGACGAUACUUAUAUGGGCUAUCAUUAUUCCACUUGCCCGGACUGUGAGAGGGAAAUCCCUAAUGAACCCACUAAGAAAGAGUUCGCCGAGAUGAUGAGGGAAGCAAAUCAGCGUGUACUAAAGGCUAUGAAAAUAUCUUACUGGAGACAGUAUGAACAUGGGAAAAUAAGUAAAGACGGGGUACGGACACUAGUGCAGGCUGUGGAGGUUGCCGCGGACUCUGAUGAUGGCAGGGUUAAUCUAGACCUGCUUGGCACAUUGUGGAAACCUAAAGCGCAUGCGGUAUGGCUACGUCGUAAGUUGAUCAAGAUGAUGACACCAGAAGCGGCUACAGUGCAGAUGCCACACAACCGCUGGCGUCAGCUCGCUUACCGUAUGGUCUCCAGUGUAUGGUUUGAUGGCUUCAUCUAUGUAAUGAUAUUGUGCAACACGCCAAUUAUACUGUGCGAGGUGGCGCUGCGAGCGCCCUCAAGAAGCGUCAUUUAUGUCAUCAAAUCUUUGAAUUUAUUUUUCUACAUAAUAUACGUAUUAGAGAUGAUAAUAAAAAUGAUGGCGUUGGGCGUGCACGGUUAUUUUAAGUCUCACUGGAAUAAGUUGGAUUUCCUCAUUAUUGUUAUGGCUACAGGGGACCUAGUACUGGACGUACUGGACACGUUGACAUCGUGGAAUAAAUGGUCUAAUCUAAACUCCAGCGUACUAACUGCCACUAAAUUACUAAGAACAUUGCGUUUUCUGCGACUUUGCAAGUUGGCUAGGGUAUCAGUUCCUAAGAUAAUGGCCUAUAUCGAUAGGAUGAUAGACAUACAACUUGCAUUCGGGUAUGAUGUUGGUAAGGGCUUUGUGACCGCAGAACAAGAAGUUUGUUCGUUACUGCCUCAAUUAGUGGAUAAUUUACAAAUACAAGAGAAACUUGACAGUAGACUGGAAGCUGACAGAUUAACAGUGACUCGUCAGUUGGGUCUUCUACAACGCGAUAGACCUUGGACUGCUAUCACUGUGAAGACGAGACAAGCGACUACUUCUACUUUAAAUAUUAUGAUCCUAGAUACUCUGCAGUUGAAAGAAGAAGGUUUUCUAGAUGAAAUGGAAUAUCGUUUAUUAUUGAAUGCUAUUCAGGAGAAAGUACAGAUGUGUAGACAUAAAGGAAGUUUAGUUGCACCUUCAACACCUGAAACUCAGUUACGAGCAGUAUCAUGGCUUCAAGGUAACGAAAGAGUUGCGGAUUUCUUUCUAGAAAAUUCCGAAAUUUUAAAUUACAAUUAUAACGACGUGUUAGUGUCUCGAGGUGACGAGCCCAAAGGUUUGUAUAUCUUGGUGUCAGGACUCUUAGAAGCGACAUAUGAACCACCAGAAGAAGACCUCGAUGAGGCGAUACCGAACUAUGAAUUCCUCACAGACCUGAAGUUCAGUGAGCCUAGUCAAGAUUAUAUUGUUUCUGGUAACGCAAUCGGCGUCUUGGGUGCGCUAACCAAUCGGCCAUAUAGUUACACGGUGCGAUGUGAUACUGCUGUCCAAGCGUAUUUCAUCAAGAUGCCCAUCGUUAAAGAAGCUUUCAAUCUCGCUCCACAUCCUAUUAUGGGUCUGGAAGCGGCGAUGUGGCGUGAGAUUGGUAUAAAAUUAUCAAUGAUGGUGCUGCCGGGCGUGCCGGCGUACCACGGCUGGUCGAUAGAGAGACUCAGUAUGCGCCUCGAACAUGCAUUUGUGCCCUGUCUUAGAGCAUUCAAGAUAUUCGUUGUGAACGAGCUGAUGGAGGACAUUAUACUAAUAGAUGGAAUUUGUCAAGACAUGGCCACUAGAGAAGUGUUUCAACCGCCCUGUUAUAUACCAAGGACAGCGCAUAGACUGGUGUUUCCCAAAUCAUCACAACUGAUAGUGUCAAGCACGUGUCCUGAAACAAAGCUCCUCAUCGUCCCAGCGAAGGAUACAGAUGAACUGGACAUCAUGGAGGAUGAAAUAGACGAUAUGCAAUGCGAACUGGUGUCAAAUGCAUCGUCUCGCUGCUUAUACCAUAAAGUAUCACGUCGUGUGUCGAGCGAGUCUCGUGCGGCGUCAGUGCGGCGCGGCCGCGGCAAGCGUCGCCGGGCACCGCGACGCGUCAACUAUAGAGAAUCCGUUUGGGGCAAACAAAUAUCGACUGCAGUAAUGCCGGGAGUGGCGAGUGAAAAGGAGCUCAACUCGAAGUAUUAUAAGCCAAGCUUCGAUGAUUUGCCUGAAAAGUUGGAAGCAAAUAAAGACGAUGUAAGGCACGGACAAACUGGAGUGUCAUUGCCGUACUCUCCAUCAUCGUCAGUUCACACGCAGGCGGAUCAAGAGUUAUAUUCGAAUUCAUUGAAACGACAAAGAAGAUUGUCUGAUGGGAAGAAAAAAUAAUUUAUCGUUGUGACGUCAGAGUUCUUGUUGGCUAUAUAUUUUUUGCAUUGAUAUUUACAUUUAAUUGAUUUUUUACAACCUUUUAUUAAUAGUAUUAUUUAUUUACACAAAAAACAGUUUGAGUCUUAACUACCUUUUUAUGUCAACAAAAUCACAAAAUAUUAUUUUGAAUAUCCCCAACAUUUUAGGGGUGGAUAGAAAAGUGUUAUAUAAAUUGAAAAAAAUAUACAAGUUGUUUUUAUACUUUAUUUCAAAAUAAAAAAUAGUAAUAUAAAAAAGUAAAAUAUAAACCUAUGGUCCCAAACCGCAACUAAUAGACCAAAAAGUUUCAUUAAGCAAAAUAAAAGAAAGUAGGUUAGGAAUGUAAAUAACAUGCAUAGGGAAGAAGCACCAGAUUGCUGUUACAUAGAUAAAAAUAUUUAUGGUGCAAAUAAAUGUAAAUAAAUAAACUUUAACGGAUAAAUAACUCAAGAUAUAUAAUCUUAAAAUUAUUUUCAAGUGACACUUUAUCUUAGAAUAACAAUAUUUAUAAUAUUUAAACUAGAACAUUAAUAUUCAAAUACAAAUUGCCAUUUUUAGGCUUAUUUUUAUGCUGGUAUUUUUAAAAUAUGCAUUUUUUGCAGUCAGAAACUGUCCAAAAACUGGUUUAGAUUGAUUGUUUUCUAAUUCACGAUAAGAUUGUCAUAGGAAGAGUAAAAUUGCUAUUUUUAAAAUUUUUUAACAAUAAACAUUAACAAGGUUUGUUUUUAUACAACUUUUGAUACAACAAUCUAAUCACUGGGCAUAACACUGGAUUAUAUCGCGUUUAAAAACAUUCGGAAAAUUAUAAAGAUAAUUUUUAUCAGUAUAUAUUUUUCUUAAAAAAAAAGUUGCCAGUAAUAUCAACAGCAGCCAAAAGGUAUUUAAAAAAAAAUUUAUAGUCGCUAUUCAAUAUUUCAUAAUGGAAUUGAGUACAACAUUUCAAUACCUUUCAAUAAUCAACGACCUUCUUCACUAGAUUAAAUAUCUGUACUCAGAAAAACAAUACAUCUGCAGCUGUUUUACAAAAACAAUAUUGACUUUACAACAAAAAAAA